Messenger RNA from Medicago truncatula (barrel medic), 1393 nucleotides. Its product is annotated as probable methyltransferase TCM_000336. The transcript has 4 exons. Gene Ontology annotation, molecular function: methyltransferase activity. Bases 82 to 1167 code for a protein of 361 amino acids. NCBI's taxonomy places the organism in Eukaryota, Viridiplantae, Streptophyta, Magnoliopsida, Fabales, Fabaceae. The record is from RefSeq and is a predicted model, not a curated record.
UUUGCUUUAAAACAUGACCACAACUUCUUCAUCAAGCCAGAACUAGAAAGUCCAAUUCUAACUAAGAAAACCAAGAAAAAAAUGGAUGUAGAGAAAGUGUUUCAUAUGACUGGAGGAGUUGGCAAAACUAGCUAUGCCAAAAAUUCUUCACUACAGAAAAAAGCAUCAGAUAAGGUGAAACACAUAAUCAUAGAAACAGUUGAAGAACUUUACAUUGAAACAACACCAAAGAGUAUAGGCAUUGCUGAUUUGGGAUGUUCAUCUGGACCAAAUACUCUAUCAAUCAUCAAAGAUAUCUUUCAAACCAUUCAAGUAACAAGUCAUAAGAUCAUGCACCAUUCUACUGAAUUUAGAGUCUAUUUUAAUGAUCUUCCAACUAAUGACUUCAAUUCUAUCUUUAAGGCUUUGCCUGAAUUCCAAAAGUUGCUUAAUCAAGAUAGGAAAAAUGGGUUUCCUUCCAUUUUUAUGGGUGGUUACCCUGGUUCAUUUUAUGGAAGACUUUUCCCUAAUAGUUACUUGCACUUUGUUCAUUCCUCCCAUUGUUUACACUGGCUUUCAAGGGUUCCUCCUACAAUCUAUGAUGAACAAAAAAGGUCUUUGAACAAGGGUUGUGUUUACAUAUGUGAUAAAAGCCCUGAAGUGGUUUCUCAAGCAUACUAUAAGCAGUUUCAAGAAGAUUUUUCCUUGUUCCUUCGAUCAAGGUCUGAAGAACUAGUUGUUGGCGGAAAAAUGGUGCUUACAUUUCUAGGAAGAAGAGGACCUGAACAUGUUGAUAGAGGCAACUCUUUCUUCUGGGAGAUUCUUACACGUUCAUUUACUAUUCUAGUCUCACAGGGAGAAAUCGAACAAGAGAAGCUUGAUUCAUAUGAUGUACAUUUCUAUGCACCAUCAAGAGAAGAAAUAGAAGAUGAGGUAAUGAAAGCAGGGUCAUUGAAAUUGGAGAGGUUGGAAAUGUUUGACAUAGAUAAGAAGGAACAAGGCAGGGAGAGCUAUGGUACAGAUGUUGCAAAGGCAGUUAGAGCCAUCCAAGAAUCAAUGGUUUCUAAUCACUUUGGAGAAAAGAUUUUGGACAGUUUGUUUGAGAACUAUGCAAUGUUGGUUGAUGAAGAAAUUGCAAAGGAGGAUAUUAAUCCCAUCACUUUUGUUCUUGUUCUUAGAAAAAUAUGAAUAUGUACACAAAUUUCAAUGUGGUAUAUUUUGGUUGGAAGUAAUGGGAUGUCUUUAAAUUCUAAUAUAUGUCCCUCUAAUUAGUCCAAUAUGUGUAACUGAGCUUAUGUACACUUGUAGUUGUAGGAUAGCUAGGACUUCAGGGUGCUUAAUCAUAUUUUGAAAUAUUUGAAUUAUAAUGUGAACAAUUAAGUUAUGGAGUUAUUAAAAUAAUAUUCAAGGUUGU